This is a messenger RNA of Didymella exigua CBS 183.55, 1637 nucleotides long. RefSeq lists its product as uncharacterized. NCBI's taxonomy places the organism in Eukaryota, Fungi, Ascomycota, Dothideomycetes, Pleosporales, Didymellaceae. Bases 420 to 1589 code for a protein of 389 amino acids. The record is from RefSeq and is a predicted model, not a curated record. The transcript has 4 exons.
UCAAGCCGAGCAUUGCUGCAGGAGCGGGCAGAGAUGAAGCCCCUCAUGGCAAUUCUGUUUUUCGUCUUUGCGCACGUCUCUUGCGCGCAGAAUCAGACAGGUGCUGAUAUCCUGCAACUUGCGAUUAAAGAGCUGCCCCCUUGCGCACUGAAAUGCACCUUAAGUACUGUUCGCGCGUCAUCAUGCGACCUCACAGAUAUCUCCUGCAUCAAAGGCAACGAAGUGCUAUUAAACGACUUGAGUAUAUGCGUCAAGUUGAGCUGCAACGUCAAGGACGCACUUAGUAAGCCAUCGAACACCUCCGACUAUACUGUUCGCUAAUCCAAGUAGCUGCGAAAAAGUUCCUCCAAACACUGUUGGAAGCGCCAGUUCGUGAUAAGACGCAGCUUGGAACCCUGACGACUUUGAUCGUUGGAGGAAUGGCUGUGUUAUUCUAUCUUCUACGAGUGAUCGCUCGACUACCCAUCUUUCGAGGAAACUGGGGUCUUGACGAUUGGGUCAUGACGGCAGCCAUGAUACUGAUCAUUCCGGAGACCAUCUGCGCGUACCUUUUGAACAUACUCGGACUGGGGACAGACAUGUGGCUAGUGCCUUUCGAUAACAUCACCAAGAUCUUACAGAUCUUCUACUACACCGAGCUCCUCUACCUGGCGGCUGUCGCACUGACGAAGAUUUCAAUUCUACUUUUCUACCUGCGCAUCUUCCCGCAGCCAGGACUUCGAAAAGUUAUCUGGUUCACGAUUGUGCUCUGUGUUGUAUACAUUAUUGCCUUUGUCACAGCAACUGCGUUGCAAUGCAUUCCCAUUCGCUUUGCUUGGGAGCGCUGGGACGGUGAGCACCACGGGAAAUGCAUCGACCUCAACGCCGACGCUUGGUGCUCCGCUGCCUUCAAUAUCGUCCUUGACUUAAUCGUCAUUGUGCUUCCGAUGAGAGAGAUCAAGAACCUGGCUAUGAGUCGCCGUCGCAAGUUUGGUGUCAUGCUCAUGUUCCUUGGUGGACUAUUUAUCACCGUCGUCAGCAUGCUACGUCUUAAGUACCUCGUCGAAUUCGCGCACACGACCAACUUGACGUGGGACUAUCUGCCUAUUGGAUACUGGUCGGCUGUGGAAUCGCAUGUCGGCGUCAUGGUCGCUUGCUUGCCUGCGAUCCGUUCCCUCCUGGGCUCCCUCAAACGAAAGUUCUUCCCUCAAACUGCCACCCAGCUAAGCUACUAUGAGGAUCUGUCCAAAGACAGCAACAAGAAAGCUAGUCGUAAACGCUCACAUUCGCGCAUCUUCAGCUCGAUUGGCAGAAGUCGAGCCGAUAAGGAAGACUUCCUACAACUGGGCGAGUUUGAAACAAAGGGAGAUGUGGAGUCAAAGGGGAAGAGUAGCCCUACACAAAGCUCUUUCGAGAGAUCCUUGACUCAAGCGUUCAAGUGGAACGAGGACAUCCUGCCAUUCGCCUACUCGGGGGCUCAGAUGGGGCAGCCAUUGGGUGGUAUUCUAGUUCGGUCAGAGUACAGUGUCGACAGGACGUGUGAGCUGGGUAAGACACCGACAAGAUCAAGUGAUCAAGAGUUGGCGUAUCGACUGGGAGGUCGUAUCUGAAUUGGGAGAAUGACAUCGAUGAGCCAUUAGACCCUCAAUAUGAGUACC